GGCACAUACACACACAAUCGACCAGGCGUUAACAGUAUGUAAGUAUUUAACAGCAUGUUAACAUUUCUUAUCGAUAAGUCAAACCAAAAGACUGGCAACUCUAACAGCUGAUUUCACAUAUCCCAAAUCAAAACAAAAGGAGUAGAAAAAAAAAUAGAAACAACAGCAAAAUUUUGAAAUCAGAAAACCUUGCACAAAGCAAAACAAAGAGGAAACAACAAACGCAAACGGCAAAACAAAUGCCCCAACAAAUGCUCAAGGUGGCGGAGGACUGGAAGAGGACGUGUAUUUUUAUUUUUUUUGAAGAAAAUCCAUUGGAGAUGUUGCCCUUGCCGUUGCCUAAAUAAAAGUUAAGACCAAGUUGGCUGCUGCUCCUCCAAUGUGGCCAGCUGCCUUGACCCGCCUCCUAAGACGACGCAUCAUCUAUAUAGUGAUUGUCCUUCUACUUCUAAUCUAUAUACUUGGUCAUUUUUUUGAUCGGAAUCCGUUUAAUACCCUGCACUAUGAUGAUUACGUGGUGCAACGUACACGCCCCCUGCUCUGGCAUCAACAGCUCCUGGAACCCGAUGAACAGCUCAAUCGCACACAUGAUCCUGACCAGCAUUGCCGAAAUUCUGUACAGGGUAUCCAAUGGCUGGCCGAUGAACUGGGCUUUGUGUGCCAACGUGAGCAGAUCUUACCCAGCGGCUGUUGCAACUCGGAACUGCCCGAUGUUAGCUAUUAUAGUUGCCAUACCUGCAAUCAGACAUCGAUGUGCUGUGAAAUUUAUGAAUAUUGUGUCUCCUGCUGUCUCCAUCCCGACAAGCGUCCCUUACUCGAAACUAUCCUGGAAACGGUCAAUGCACAAAGAUAUAUCUAUGCCCAGGUGGAGGAUCAUUUCGAAUUGUGUUUGGUCAAGUGUCGCACCAAUUCCCAUUCCGUUGAGCAUGAGAAUAAAUAUCGCAAUGCCAGGACAAAGCAUUGCUAUGGCCAGACCGAGGCACACGAAUCCCAACGUGAGGUGGCACCACAAGGACAAAAGAGUUGAGCCAAUCGAAUAUAUAAAAAAUUACUUUAGUUUUAAUUUGCUUUUUAAGCGCUGCCAAAAAAUGUUUUUACAAAAAAUGCAGGUGUAUUUUUUUUUUAUAUAAACUUUUUGUUUGUUGAUAUUAUGUAAAGAAAUUAAUUGAAAUUACUUGCAUAAGUCAAGUAAACAUGACUAGAGAUUAGUUUCCUAGAUCCUCAUGUCAAUUCAUAGCUUCAUGAAAGUGCAAUUGUUAAGGAAAUUAAGAUCUAAUUUAAGCAACAGUUUUGGGCUUUUAAUUAAUAUAAAAAGUCAAAUGUUAGUUUUAAGUUUGGAAUGGAGAAGAGAGAAAGAGAGAGAGAGAGAGAGAGAGGGGAUAGUUUCAUUUAGAUUGAUAAGUAAUUUAUAUGAAUUAAAUGACAAGAAAAUUGA
This is a messenger RNA of Drosophila willistoni, 1435 nucleotides long. RefSeq names its product SREBP regulating gene protein. Bases 380 to 1027 code for a protein of 215 amino acids. The transcript is spliced from 2 exons. Gene Ontology annotation, biological process: positive regulation of SREBP signaling pathway. Lineage: Eukaryota; Metazoa; Arthropoda; Insecta; Diptera; Drosophilidae. The record is from RefSeq and is a predicted model, not a curated record.